This is a messenger RNA of Aspergillus melleus, 2370 nucleotides long. Its product is annotated as pseudouridine-5'-phosphate glycosidase/carbohydrate kinase family protein. The transcript has 7 exons. Bases 1 to 2370 code for a protein of 789 amino acids. The record is from RefSeq and is a predicted model, not a curated record. Gene Ontology annotation, molecular function: pseudouridylate synthase activity; kinase activity. Lineage: Eukaryota; Fungi; Ascomycota; Eurotiomycetes; Eurotiales; Aspergillaceae.
AUGCUCCCUUCACGAGCUGCGGCGCGUCUUUGCUGCCGGUCGGCUUAUUCCCGGCUGCUCCCUCAGCGGCGCUUCAACCAUAGCCUCCUGUCGAGCAAGUUCCUGAAUGUCUCUGAGGAAGUUCGUGAUGCUGUAGCAACGGGGAAGCCCGUCGUGGCGCUGGAAACGACUAUCUACACCCACGGAUUUCCCUUCCCGGAGAGUGUCGCCCUAGCCGAGCUUCUCGAGUCCGUCGUCAGAGUCAAUGGCGGUGUCCCCGCAACCAUUGGUAUCCUCAAUGGUGUAGCCCGGGUUGGUCUGUCGCCGGACGAGCUAAUUGAACUGGCUUCGACUGCCGAGAGUAAAGACGCUCUGAAGGUCUCACGAAGAGAUCUGGGCUACAUCUGUGGUCUGGGCUUAGCUGGUAAGCGGCUUCACGGCGGCACGACGGUCUCAGGCACUAUGAUCCUUGCCCAUCUUGCAGGUAUUCGAGUUUUCGGUACCGGCGGUCUCGGCGGUGUUCAUCGCGGCGGAGAAAACUCCAUGGAUAUAUCUGCCGACCUCACGGAGCUGGGGCGAACCCCGGUGGCUGUCGUUAGCUCCGGAUGUAAAAGCUUCUUGGACAUCCCCCGGACUCUUGAGUACCUUGAGACGGAGGGUGUCUGCGUUGGAACUUUUGCCGAUGGCCGUCAGGGAUCUGUGGAUUUCCCGGCGUUCUUCACCCGAGACAGUGGCAUCAAGAGCCCCAAGGUCAUCCAAAACGAGGCCGAGGCUGCGGCCAUAAUCUACGCGCAAACUAAGCUUCCAUUGUCAUCUGGAAUGCAUUUCGCUAAUCCCGUGCCGGUAGAACAGUCCAUUGCUAAGAAUGAAAUGGAUGCUAUCAUCGAAGAGGCCCUCCGACUGGCUGAUGAGGAAGGUUACCACGGAAGCGACAACACGCCGUUCGUGUUGUCUAAGAUCAAGCAACUCAGUGGUGGAAAGAGUGUCACGGCCAAUCGAGCCCUGAUCGAGGCGAACGUCCAGCGAGCGACCAAGGUAGCCGUGGAGCUUGCCAAGUUGGAGCAGUCCCACGGAUCGCUUAACGAACGACAUAUGCCAGCAAUUUCCCGCACUGUGAAGGCUGACCAAGCAACUUCAGAGCCAGAGCUGGCGCAGCUCCACUCGACCAGUGAGAAUCCCGCCGAGAAGCUAGACAAGGCCGAUGUUCUCGUUGCUGGCUCCCUUGCUAUUGACCUGUCCUGUGACUAUGCCCCCUUUGCGGGAGAAUCCAGCAAGACCCCCGUCCCACACACGUCCAACCCCGCCGUCAUCUCCCAGAGCCUUGGAGGAGUGGGCCACAACGUGGCCAUCGCUUCCAGCUACCUCGGAAGCUCCGUUCUCUUCUGCAGCGUUGUCGGAGAAGACCUCAGCGGCCGCGCUGCACUCUCAACCCUUCGUGCGGAGGGACUUACCACCCAAGGCAUCCAGAUCCUCCCCGCCUCGGACGGCGCCCGGACGGCCCAGUACAUCGCCGUCAACGAUGCCACCAAGGACCUGGUUCUCGCCAUGGCCGACAUGGGCAUCAUGGAGCUGCGCGAGCACGUCCUCGACUUCGACGGGUUCUGGGAGCCCAUGAUCGCGCGCACCAAGCCCCAAUGGGUCGUCGUCGACGCCAACUGGAACCCCGACGUGUUAGCCAAAUGGGUCACCGUAGCCAAGAAACACGGCGCCCGGGUGGCCUUCGAGCCCGUGUCCACGGCGAAAAGCCGCCGACUCUUCGGCAGCGCCAACGCCGUUAUCACACCCUCCGCGUCGGUCCCCAACCACGGUAUCAGCCUCGCCGCGCCCAACCAGUACGAGCUGGCAGCCAUGUACAUGGCCGCACGGGAGAACGGGCUCCUCGAAUCCGACGGCUGGUGGCGCAUCAUCGACGCCAUGGGCAUGUCGGCGUCCGGGUCCCGGGACCGCCUCGUGGCCAUGACCUCCGCCACCCUGGUGGACCAGGGCAUCCCGCAGCAAAGCAUCCAGCUCCUACCCUACGUUCCCUGCCUCGUCACGAAGCUGGGCUCGCAGGGCGUGCUGGUCACCCAGCUGCUCCGCCCGGGUGACCCGCGUCUGACGGCCCCCGAAUCCGCGCCGUAUAUUCUCUCGCGUGCCCCGCCAACCGACGAGGUGAUCGGCGGCGUGUAUCUGAGGUUGUUCCCCCCGGCUGCGGUGCUGAAGGACGAGGAUAUUGUCAGCGUCAACGGCGCGGGCGACACGCUCCUCGGGGCGGUCAUCACGGGGCUGGCUAAGAGUGGAGAUGUAGGCACGGUGGAAGAUGUGAUUCCGCUUGCACAGGAGGCUAGUCUUCGGACAUUGAAGAGCGCAGGAGGAGUCAGUAGCGAUAUCAUCAACUUGCGACAGCAUUAA